AUGGCUGCUGCAAGCUCCAGCAAACCAACAGUGCUUCACCUCGGCGAUGCAAUCAAAUACAAUCACGAAUUCUACAAUAACGAGUUUUCCUCGCGGUUUAAUGUCAUUCAAGCCACAGAGACUGACCGCGAGUCGUUUAUACAAGCUCUGAAAACAAAGAAAUAUGGCAAUUUCUCAGCUUUGUUCAGACCACACUUUCAAACUGGUGGGUUUAUGGGCCAGUGGGACUCUGUACUAGUCCCCCUACUCCCACCAUCCGUCCGCAUAUUCGCCUCUGCCGGCGCCGGCUUCAACUGGGCAGACACCGACCUCCUAGGCUCUCACAAAAUCUGGUACGCCAACGGAGCUGGGGCAUCUGAUGAGGCAGUCUCUGAUACAGCAUUAUACAUGGUUUUGGGCGUCUUUCGAAAUUUCACACGCUCGCAAUUAGCCGCGAGAACGGCGGAUGUUGACACAUUCAAUGCCACGCACAAACUGAUUGCCACUAUUUCGCGGAAUCCCAGGAACCAUGUGCUAGGUAUCGUGGGUUUCGGAAAUAUCAGUAAAAAGCUGGCUUACAAGGCUAAGACGGCAUUGGGAAUGAAGAUUCAUUAUUUUGAUAUUGUGCGUGCUACUCCGCAAGAGGAAGAGGCGCUGGGUGCUACAUAUCAUUCAUCGUUGGAUGAUUUGCUCAAAUUAGCCGACUGUAUCUCACUGCAUACGCCGCUCAAUAAACAUACUCAAGACCUGAUAGGAAAGGAACAGAUUGCACUCAUGAAGCCGGGUAGUAGGAUUGUCAAUACUGCCAGGGGUCAGGUACUCAAUGAGAGUGCAUUGAUUGAUGCGUUGCAGAGUGGUCAUAUCUCGGCUGCAGCCCUGGACGUGCAUUACCAUGAGCCACAGGUCUCGCCUGAACUUGCAAAGAUGGAAAAUGUAACCCUAACGACGCAUAUCGGCGGAGGGGCCCUGGAGACAAGGAUUAAUUUUGAGUUGAAUGCAAUGAAGAAUAUUAUCGCUGUCGUUGGUGAGGACGGCAACUUCAAGGGAGAGCCGAUUACUCCAGUCAACAGAAAAGCCUUCGAAGCGGCCACGUCUAGUUAA
This is a messenger RNA of Talaromyces atroroseus, 1080 nucleotides long. RefSeq lists its product as hypothetical. The transcript is spliced from 2 exons. Gene Ontology annotation, molecular function: hydroxypyruvate reductase [NAD(P)H] activity; glyoxylate reductase (NADPH) activity; NAD binding. Bases 1 to 1080 code for a protein of 359 amino acids. The record is from RefSeq and is a predicted model, not a curated record. Gene Ontology annotation, cellular component: cytosol. Lineage: Eukaryota; Fungi; Ascomycota; Eurotiomycetes; Eurotiales; Trichocomaceae.